AUGCACAAGUUGGUUUACUCAGACCCCGACUAUUAUAAGCCUUCCUCCUUGGGCGUGAUAUACAAGAACCUUAGAGCUUAUGGUCAAGCUGCUGAUGCAGAUUAUCAGGCAAAUUUUGGCAAUGCGAUCUACAAGAGAUUGUCCCAAUUCAUACGGAAUCAAUCUCACUCGAACCGAGAGCGAAACUCGUUCGAUAUAUUGAAGCCCAUGGAUGGUAUAAUUGAACCAGGGUCAGUCACUGUUGUUUUAGGUAGACCUGGGGCCGGAUGCUCGACGCUUUUGAAGUGUCUUGCUACCCAAACUCACGGAUUCCAUGUUGACAAAGACUCCGUCAUUCUGUACGAUGGGCUUACUCCAAAAGAUAUAAAAAAACAUUAUAGAGGUGAUGUUGUAUACUGUGCUGAAACGGAGUCUCAUUUUCCACAGAUGACCGUGCAGCAGACCCUAGAAUUUGCGGCUAGAAUGAGAACUCCGAGAAACAGACCAGAGGGCAUAUCUCGAGAAGAUUAUGCAAAGCACAUGUCUGAGGUUGCAAUGGCUACUUAUGGCUUAUCUCAUACAAGAAACACUAAAGUCGGCAAUGAAUAUAUACGGGGUGUUUCGGGCGGUGAAAGAAAAAGAGUUUCUAUAGCUGAGGUGCACUUGUCUCGUGCAUGUUUGCAAUGCUGGGACAACUCAACUCGUGGAUUGGAUUCAGCUACAGCGUUGGAGUUUAUUCGAGCUUUAAAAACAUCAGCAGUCAUUACCAAGGUAACCCCCUUGAUUGCAAUCUAUCAGUGCUCCCAAGACGCCUAUGACCUUUUCGAUAACGUGAUACUUCUAUACGAGGGUUAUCAGAUAUAUCAUGGCUCAGCAAAAGCUGCGAAAGAGUAUUUCAUCAACUUGGGCUAUCAUUGUCCUCAAAGACAAACAACAGCCGAUUUUCUCACGUCGCUCACUAAUCCCAGUGAAAGAGAGGUCCGGAAAGGCUUCGAAGAUAAGGUUCCAAGAACGCCUCAAGAGUUUUACGAAAGCUGGAAAAGAUCUAAGGAGCAUAUGGAAAUUUUGAGAAGAAUCGACCAAGAAAUAAACUCAGAAGAUUUCAAGUUGCAAAGUGAAAAGUUUAUUGAGUCACAUCACGCACGUCAGGCGAAGGGAUCUCGAAAGCAAUCACCUUAUACGAUUUCGUUUGGUAUGCAAGUAAAGCAUCUUAUGGGCAGAAACUUCAGGCGGACACAGGGGGACCCUUCUAUCACACUUUUCUCAGUCAUCGGCAAUGUGAUUAUGUCGGUCAUUGUGUCGAACAUGUUCAUUGACUUGGAAGUUAACACAGAUUCUUUUUAUCUCAGAACUGCGGUCCUUUUUUUUGCCGUUUUGCUUAAUGCAUUUGGAUCUCUUCUAGAGAUAUUUGCGCUAUAUGAAUCUCGACCCAUAGUUGAGAAACACAAGACUUAUGCUCUUUAUCAUCCAGCGGCUGAUGCCUUCGCAUCAAUCAUGACAGAACUUCCACCCAAAAUUAUUCAAUGCAUCGCUUUCAAUAUCGUGCUUUACUUCACGGUUCAUUUAAGACGAAAUGCUGGCAGCUUCUUUUUCUACUUGUUGAUAAAUUUCUCAUGUACAAUUGCCAUGUCUCACUUGUUUCGAUGUAUUGGUGCUGCUACCAAGUCUUUAUCGCAAGCAAUGACUCCAGCUUCGGUGCUACUUCUAGCCUUAACUGUAUUCACAGGUUUCGUGAUCCCACCUCAAAAUAUGCACGGCUGGUGUAGGUGGAUAAACUACAUAGAUGUUGUUGCAUAUGCCUUCGAAGCGUUGGUUGCUAACGAAUUUCACGAUCGUCAAUUUCCCUGCUCCAGUUACGUUCCUUCUGGACCAAGAUAUCCAGAACUGGGCAAUAGCGUAAUAUGCUCCGUGAAGGGAGCUAUUCAAGGUGAGUCAUUUGUUGAUGGUGACAGGUAUAUUGGACUCUCUUUCGAUUACAAGAGCUCCCAUCGCUGGAGAAAUUUCGGAAUCAUCGUGGCAUUUGCGGUCUUCUUCUUCUUCUUGUACAUUUUCUUGGUUGAAAUCAACAAGGGAGCCAUGCAAAAGGGUGAAAUCCUCGUGUUUCAGGAGUCUGCAUUGCGUCAGAGGAGAAAACGUCUGCGGUUGAAUGAUAUUGAGUCCGGUUCAUCCAACGAGAAGUUGAAGCCUGAUGAGAUAUUUGACGAUGAUUCAGACAUAAGCGAGAAUAAAUUGCCGAAAACGUCUGAUAUCUUUCACUGGCGGGGAUUGACGUAUCAGGUUAAAAUAAAAUCCGAGAACAGAGUCAUUUUGAAUGGUGUCGAUGGUUGGGUCAAGCCCGGUCAGGUAACAGCCUUAAUGGGUGCAUCUGGUGCUGGUAAAACCACUUUGUUGAACGCAUUAUCAGAAAGACUUACUUCUGGUGAAGUGACUGAUGGAAGAAGGAUGGUCAAUGGCCGUGAACUUGAUUCCGCAUUCCAAAGAUCGAUAGGAUACGUUCAGCAGCAGGAUCUUCAUUUAGAGACCACAACUGUGCGUGAAGCUCUUAGAUUUUCUGCUUAUUUAAGACAACCAUCGUCGACAUCAAGAGCUGAAAAAGACGAUUAUGUCGAAUUCAUCAUCAGAUUGUUGGAAAUGACGUCUUAUGCUGAUGCUGUUGUUGGGGUUCCGGGCGAGGGUUUGAAUGUCGAACAGAGGAAGAGACUAACCAUUGGCGUUGAGCUAGUUGCAAAACCAAGGUUACUAUUGUUUUUGGAUGAGCCGACCUCCGGUCUAGACUCACAAACGGCAUGGUCUAUUUGCAAAUUAAUCCGGAAGUUAGCAGAUCAUGGCCAAGCAAUUUUGUGUACCAUACAUCAGCCUUCGGCAAUAUUAAUGAAGGAGUUUGAUCGGUUGCUUUUUUUGCAACAGGGAGGGGAAACUGUGUAUUUCGGAGACUUGGGAGAGAAUUGCCAGACUUUAAUCAACUACUUUGAAGGUGAGGGUGCUCCAAAGUGUCCACCGAACGCAAACCCGGCCGAGUGGAUGCUUGAAGUAAUAGGUGCCGCCCCCGGAUCACACACUGAAAUCGAUUACCACCAAGUGUGGCUCAAUUCGGAGGCUCACCUGAGAGUUUUGAAGGAAUUGGAUGAGAUGGAAAGUAAUCUACCUAUGAGACCAGUAGUUGAUGAUCCAGAAAAGUACAAAAAGUAUGCUGUUGGAUUUUCGACCCAAUAUGUUCAGGUUGUCAAAAGAAUCUUUCAGCAAUAUUGGAGAACGCCAUCUUAUACAUAUUCAAAGGUUUUAUUGUCAAUCGUGGCGUCAAUGUUCAACGGAUUCACUUUUUUUAAAGCCGAUAAUUCGCUUCAAGGUCUUCAGAACCAGAUGUUUUCAGUAUUUAUGUUCAUGGUGGUCUUCAAUACUCUCAUCCAGCAAUACCUUCCUCACUACGUUGCACAAAGGUCAUUGUAUGAAGUGAGAGAACGCCCAUCGAGAACCUUCUCCUGGAUAACUUUUAUUUGCGCAGUCGUGACGGCAGAAAUUCCAUGGAACAUCGUUUGUGGUACUUUGGCUUAUUUUGUGUGGUAUUAUCCCAUCGGUCUUUACAAUAAUGCAUCAGCAACGAAUACAGUUACGGAAAGGGGUGCAACCAUGUGGUUUGUUAUCGUAUGUUUCUACGUGUACACAUCGUCCAUGGGUCAGCUUUGCAUCUCAUUCAUGGAGUUGGCCAACAAUGCUGCAAAUUUGGCCAGUUUGCUCUUUAGCAUGAGCUUGAUGUUUUGCGGUGUUUUGUCCCCCAAGGAUUCAAUGCCCAAGUUUUGGGUCUUCAUGUAUAGAGUCAGCCCCUUUACUUAUUUUGUUUCGGCUAUUCUUUCGGUCGGUUUGGCAAAUUCUGAUGUAACGUGUUCCGAAGUUGAAAUUUUGAAGUUCUCACCUGGAGCUGGGCUCAGCUGUGGUGAAUAUAUGGAAAGCUAUAUCAAGUUUGCAGGGGGGUACUUACUAGAUGAAGAAGCCAUUGACGAGUGCCGUUUUUGCACGACGAAAUCCACAAACGUAUUCUUGGCUUCCAUCAAUAUUGAUUAUGACAGGCGGUGGAGAGAUAUUGGAAUAUUUAUCGCCUAUAUCUUUAUCAACAUCAUAGGAGCUCUCUUUUUUUAUUGGCUCGCAAGAGUUCCGAAAGGAUCAAGGGAAAAGCGUUCCAAAAAGCUUCUUCAAUAG
Candidozyma auris is the source of this 4173-nucleotide messenger RNA. Its product is annotated as pleiotropic drug resistance family ABC transporter. The record is from RefSeq and is a predicted model, not a curated record. Gene Ontology annotation, biological process: xenobiotic detoxification by transmembrane export across the plasma membrane. Lineage: Eukaryota; Fungi; Ascomycota; Pichiomycetes; Serinales; Metschnikowiaceae. Gene Ontology annotation, molecular function: ATP binding; ABC-type transporter activity; ATP hydrolysis activity. The transcript has a single exon. Gene Ontology annotation, cellular component: membrane. Bases 1 to 4173 code for a protein of 1390 amino acids.